Molecule: messenger RNA, 1284 nt
Organism: Sesamum indicum (sesame)
Lineage: Eukaryota; Viridiplantae; Streptophyta; Magnoliopsida; Lamiales; Pedaliaceae
Gene: SYP61
Product: syntaxin of plants 61
Biological process (GO): Golgi vesicle transport; intracellular protein transport
Cellular component (GO): membrane
Molecular function (GO): SNAP receptor activity
Source: RefSeq, a predicted model, not a curated record
ACAGCGGCUAGCCCAGCCCAAGUUCCGAUUUCGCACCGAAAUUGAUCGUUAGGGUGGGAUCCGUAAUGCUACGACCGGGUUUGCUCCAGUGGCCCAGCCUGUUCCGCUGCGAUGAACUUUAAACCCCGUUUUUAUUAGAAGAAAAUGUAAAGGAACUUCGAACUCACACAAAUCGCAACCCAGAGCCCGAGAUCUGAUUUUUUCUCCUAGGUGUCGGCAUAAUUUUGCUGCAUAUUUGGACGUAAAUAUGUCUUCAGCUCAAGACCCUUUUUACAUCGUCAAAGAGGAGAUUCAGGAUUCUAUUGAUAAGUUGCUCUCUACGUUUCACCAAUGGGAACGAACGCCUUCAGAUAGUGGAGAGCAACUGCGUCUCACUAACGAACUUCUUGCUGGAUGUGAGAGCAUUGAAUGGCAGGUGGAUGAAUUGGACAAGACAAUUGCUGUUGCAGCGAAGGAUCCUUCUUGGUAUGGUAUUGAUGAAGUGGAGCUUGAUAAACGAAGAAGAUGGACCAGCAAUGCUCGUAUUCAGGUGAGAAACGUGAAGAAAUCCCUAGUAACUCAGAACGAGUCAAAUAGAACAAGCACCUCUAAUAUCAAUGGUGUGCGGCGUGAACUUAUGAGGAUUCAAAAUAGUCAUCAAGCUGAAAAACCAAACCAGUACAUUGCACAAGACAAUGAUGAUUUCAUAUCAUCAGAAUCAGACAGGCAGCUACUUCUGAUAAGGCAACAGGAUGAAGAGCUAGACGAGCUGAGCGCCAGUGUGCAAAGAAUUGGUGAUGUUGGCCUCACAAUACAUGAAGAGCUCCUUGCACAGGAGAAAAUUAUAGAUGAAUUGGGCACAGAAAUGGAAGGCACGUCAAAUCGUCUCGAUUUUGUUCAGAAAAAGGUUGCCAUGGUAAUGAAGAAGGCUGGUGCGAAGGGUCAAUUAAUGAUGAUUUUGUUCUUACUAGCUCUGUUUAUAGUUCUAUUUGUGCUUGUCUUCUUCACAUAGAGAGCUGGAAACUAUGAAAUUGAGCUAUGAAUGAGGACAAUUCUGAUUCAUGGGAAUGGAAUAAAACGUAACCUUUUCGGUGUACAUGGAUUGUUUGUGGAGUUGAGUUAGUCAGGUCAACAUUACAUGGAAAUGAUGAUUAUUGGAACGAACGUCCUAUUUGCCCCGUGUUGAUCAUUCAAUAUAUAUCCUUAAUCCGCACUGUGAUUAGUGUCGUCAUGUUUGGUUCUUGGCUAGCCAAUUUCUCAGAUUGCAUGGAUCGUUCAAUAGAUCUCCUCCAAUUUUUUGGACUA